This is a messenger RNA of Saccostrea echinata, 1095 nucleotides long. RefSeq names its product ankyrin-3-like. Gene Ontology annotation, molecular function: protein binding. Bases 1 to 1095 code for a protein of 364 amino acids. Lineage: Eukaryota; Metazoa; Mollusca; Bivalvia; Ostreida; Ostreidae. The transcript is spliced from 2 exons. The record is from RefSeq and is a predicted model, not a curated record.
AUGCUGCAUUUGAUCACUAAUGAAGGAGAAAAUGCUGUACACAGAUCUGCGAUGGGAGGCAAUGUCAAAAUUUUACUUGCACUUGAAGAGCAAAAAUGUCAAGUAUUCAAGACCAAUGGGGAUAAAAUGACUAUUCUUCACAUAGCAUGUGCUUGUGCUCAGUAUGAAAUGUGCCAGCACAUUUUAUCAAUGUGUCCCGAUAUGCUGAACAUGGUUGACAGAAAUGGAAAGAAUGCUUUACAUUUUGCAGCUCAAGGAGGAGAUAUAAAAAUUCUACAAAUCCUUAUAGAAAUGGGAUUAUCAUCAUCACAUUCCACACCCAGCAAGUUCUCAAUACUCCACUUAGCAUGUUCUAGUGCAAGGUUUGAGAUUUGUCAAUAUAUUUUAGCAGAGUAUCCAGACUUGUUGGAUAGAAAGACUUGUCAAGGUUGGAAUGCAGCUCAUUAUGCAGCUUUAGGAGGAAAUGUGAAAAUAUUACGCCUGCUUAAAAAAAAGGGAAUUCAAGCUGAUGAGAUAACCAAUGCAGAAGAGAAUAUUUUUACUAUUGCCUGUUCCAAAGCCCGACUUGAAAUGUGUAAAUAUAUAUUAUCAGAGUAUCCAGACAUGCUUUAUUUAGUUGACAUGUGCAGCCAUAACGCUGCACAUUGUUCUGCAAUGGGAGGAAAUGUCAAAAUUCUUAAAAUUCUUAUAGAAAAGGGAUUUCCUGCUCAUCUUACUGCCAUACACGAAUUAACUAUACUCCAUAUAGCAUGUGCCAACGGUCACAGUGAGAUGUGUCAAUAUAUUGUAGCAAAGUUUCCAGACAUUGUGCGUCUGAUCAAUGAGGAUGGAUGGAAUGCUGCACAUUUUGCCGCAGCUGGAGGAAAUGUAAACACUCUACAGAUACUCAUUGAAAAUGGAGUGCCAACAAAUCGUGUGACUCAUUGUGGGAAAGAUAUACUGGAUAUUGCAUGUUUAUGUGCGAACUACGAAAUGUGUAAAUUCAUUCUUUCGGAAUAUCCUUGUAUGUUGUACAAGAUUUAUGAUAUCCGGAGAGAUCUUUUAUUUUAUGCAGCCCGAGGAGGAAAUUCUCGGGUCAACCUCGCUUGGGACUAA